CCCGGCCGGCAGGUAUGCAGGUGUCUAUCGCGUGUACCGAGCAGAACCUUCGCAGCCGGAGCAGCGAGGAUCGUCUGUGUGGACCCCGGCCCGGCCCCGGGGGCGGUAAUGGUGGGCCAGGCAGCGGGGGGCACGGGAAUCCUCCUGGGAGUGGAGGAUCGGGCCCCAAGGCCCGAGUUGCACUGAUUCCCCGACCCCCAGUGCCCGCUGGGGCCCUUCGAGAGAGCACUGGCCGAGGCACUGGCAUGAAAUACAGGAACCUAGGAAAGUCGGGUCUUCGAGUGUCCUGUCUUGGCCUGGGUACUUGGGUCACAUUUGGUUCUCAGAUCUCAGAUGAGACAGCAGAAGAUGUACUGACAGUAGCCUAUGAGCAUGGUGUAAACCUGUUUGACACCACUGAAAUAUACGCAGCAGGAAAGGCCGAGCAAGUCCUAGGCAACACCCUCAAGAGCAAAGGUUGGAGGAGAUCAAGCUAUGUUAUCACCACAAAAAUUGUUGGGGGAGGACAGGCAGAAACUGAGAGAGGCUUAAGCCGCAAACACAUCAUUGAAGGCUUGCGAGGAUCCCUGGAACGUCUCCAGCUGGGAUAUGUUGACAUAGUCUUCGCCAGUCGUUCAGACCCCAACAGUCCCAUGGAGGAGAUUGUGCGAGCCAUGACCUAUGUUAUCAACCAGGGCCUUGCCCUGUACUGGGGGACAUCCCGAUGGAGUGCAAUGGAGAUCAUGGAGGCCUACUCCAUGGCCAGACAGUUUAAUCUGAUCCCUCCAGUGUGCGAACAAGCAGAGCCCCACCUGUUCCAGAGGGAGAAGGUGGAGAUGCAGCUGCCUGAACUCUACCACAAGAUUGGUGUUGGCUCAGUCACUUGGUCUCCUCUGGCCUACAGCCUCAUUACUAGCAAGUAUGACGGGCGAGUCCCAGAUGCCUGCAGGGCCACCAUCAAGGGCUACCAGUGGCUCAAGGACAAAAUGCAGAGUGAGGAUGGCAAGAAGCAACAAGCCAGAAUCACGGACCUUCUCCCCAUUGCUCACCAGCUGGGCUGCACUGUGGGCCAACUUGCUAUAGCCUGGUGUCUCCGCAGUGAGGGUGUCAGCUCAGUCCUGCUGGGGGUGUCAAGUGCAGAGCAGCUCAUGGAACAUCUGGGUGCCCUACAGGUGCUCAGCCAGCUUACACCGCAAAUCGUGGUGGAGAUAGAUGCACUGUUGGGGAACAAGUCACAUUCCAAGAAAUAAUGCACUGAGGCACGGGAGGCCAAACCAGAGCGGUACCAACUACCUGACAGCCGCCCGCGGGCAGCGGCCUCGCCUCCUCCCGACGCAGCCUGCAGAGCCAGGGCAGCCCCGCCCACCGGCGAGGCCCGACCUCGAGUAGCGACGCGCAUGAACAAAGCCAUAUCCUUCCGCAGCGGGGCUCGAGAGAGCCGGUAGCCAGCCCGCCCCUGCGGCGUCCUCCCGGGCCCUCUCGCUAAUCCCAGGCAUGAGCUACGGGUGUCAGCCCUCCUUUCUUCUCCCUGUUGCCAAGGCACAGAAAACACUCAGGCAGGUGCGAGAAACACGCAGGGCGCCUCAAAAGUGGCCCUUGAAAUGUCAUUAAGGGUAAGAACCUAUUGAGUUGUGAUGUCAUUUGGGACGCAGGAGAUGGGGGCCUUAUUUAUACAGAGGAAGCCAGGCUGGUCCUGGUAGGAAGUAAAUUAUUUGGAAAUCAGAACCCUGCAUCCUAGCCUGAAGGACUUAAAAAAAAAAAAGUCUGGAAUUAGUAGUCUUGCUACAUGGACGACAGGGGGUUUCUCUUACUCUUCCUUCUGGCAAUAAGCCUAAAGCAAUAACGAUGGCCCCUUUCUGUAAGACUUCCCUAACUGUAAAUAAAAUCUCAGCUUGACCCUCA
This is a messenger RNA of Jaculus jaculus (lesser Egyptian jerboa), 1881 nucleotides long. It is a transcript of the gene Kcnab3, whose product is annotated as potassium voltage-gated channel subfamily A regulatory beta subunit 3. Gene Ontology annotation, biological process: regulation of potassium ion transmembrane transport; potassium ion transport. The record is from RefSeq and is a predicted model, not a curated record. Gene Ontology annotation, cellular component: voltage-gated potassium channel complex; cytoplasm; membrane. The coding region runs from base 15 to 1229 and encodes 404 amino acids. Lineage: Eukaryota; Metazoa; Chordata; Mammalia; Rodentia; Dipodidae. The transcript is spliced from 14 exons. Gene Ontology annotation, molecular function: potassium channel regulator activity; transmembrane transporter binding; voltage-gated potassium channel activity.